CGGCGAAGUUCCUUGAUAGGUUUGAUUAGUGGUUCAUGCACUGAGAACUUGUCAUGUAACACGGCCUAAUCCAUCAAAAACUUGCUCAUCAACAGUAUUGUCGGUGAGCUUUAUCAAUAUUGGAAGUACGGAGCGGCCUGAGUCGCAUACUGAGUCUUUACCACCCGAGUACUAGGCCAGAUGCCUCCCCGCAAAGUCAAAAUAAUCCAGCUUGUACUGUGUUGUACGACCUGAGUUGGCCGUUUUACUAACAAGAUGAUUGAAGCUAUCUCUUCCUAUUCAAACAUGAUUUAUAAUAUUCGACCUCAGGACAAUUUUCAAGAAAGCAUCCACAUUCCCGGAGACUGGAAAUUUUCUAUUCGGUAUACUUAUUUGAUAGCUAGGAAGUUAUAAUUGUAUAAGGGUAUGAAAAAAAAAACGGCAUGAGGCUCAUAUUGAUGCGUUUGGAAGAUUUCAGCAAGUGGUACAAGUACGGCGUCUUUUGAGGACGCUUAUCUAUGACAAUCCGGAAUGAGUAAGCGAAGGCUGAGUGGAGUACGAAGUAAAAAACACGAAGAUAACUAGCAAACUGAUAGAUGAUGAGGUUGGCGAGUAAAUGAAGCAAUCUGUGUAUAAAGGAGAAUCGAGUCUGCUAUAUCAACUUAGCCAGGCACACAAUAAAAUUGAUCUUGUGGCUUCGCGAUACCAGGAGAAAAGAGAGAGUUCUGUGGUGCGGAGUGAGACUUUCGUAUAUGAUGACCACAACCGCCCGGUCGAUUAUCAAUGUCAAGGGGGCUGGCCCUGCGCCGAUCAACAAGGAAAUCUCUUUUGAUCGCGGUGUUUUGUCUUUGAUAACUUUGUUAAUGUUAAUGAAUCUACUACGAUGUUUCCUUUUGACACACAGGAUCGAACUCAACUCGCCCAGAUUAUUCACACACACCAAGACUAUUCAUCUGAGGUCGUCCUGGAGUAUGAUGAGAGCGGCUGCUUAACGCGCGAUGAACAAGGUCGAACUGCAAUUUGAUAACAUGAGUUGUUAAACUGAAGUGCGAGAUGCCAACGGUAAUAUCCUCUCACACAAUACCUGUAUGAUGCAGGCGGAAACCUGGCAUUUCAGAAAGUACCCAAUCGACCGGACACGGCCUUCUUCUAUCGGGCAUCACUUAUAGUCGUGAAGAAAGGGAGGCAACAAGUUUGUCCAAUGGAUCCGGGUAUCCGGGAAAACAAUUUCUCGAGAAGAUGGAAGCAUGGAAGCCCAUCUCUGGGCUCGAGCUGCCAACAGCCUGUUCUAGCCACAUUGGAUUCUCAGAAUGAUCAAACCCAGAAUCAGCAGUGCACACCGUAUGAAUGCUCUGGUUGCGGAAUUGAGGCUUUCUUCUCCUCCAUAAGCUUCAAUGGACAGUAGCAAGGUCCCGUUACAGGUUGGUACCAUCUAGGUAAUAGCUAACGAGUCUACAAUACCCAACUUAGGCGAUUCCGUGCGCCUGAUUCUUGGAGUCCAUUUGCAUCAGGGGAGAUUAAUCCUUAUAUAUUCUGUUUGGAGACAAGAUUAAUCGACUCGAUUCGAUGGCCAUUUCGGUCUCAAUGGUAUUGAAUUUGGAUGGGAAGAUCUUAUUAUGGCGGUGGUUCGAAUUGCCGUUAGCCAUAGUAUAGGCGUUUGUAUCUUAACUGGUGGUGCAAGAUUAGCCAUAUAUGUCAGCGUGCUAUCGCCGCAAGUUUUGUCGCCGACGACGUCUAAUAUAAUCGGAAGUAUGACUGAAAGACA
Molecule: messenger RNA, 1744 nt
Organism: Sclerotinia trifoliorum
Lineage: Eukaryota; Fungi; Ascomycota; Leotiomycetes; Helotiales; Sclerotiniaceae
Source: the annotation of a GenBank genome assembly